CCUCGAUUGAAUCAGUCGCACAUUUUAGAGCAACUUAAAUUGUUAAAUUACUUGUUUGUUAACCUAUGAUAGUGCCUGGUCAGAUUCUGAUGUUAUUCAACCUUUCGUAAUUUUUGGUCAUCCAAUAUCUAUUGAACUAAAAAUUAUUUCAUCUUUAAGUUUCUCUAUCCCGCCAUUCGGUUCUGUUUGUUAUCAUAUGUUUUUGUCCUGAAGCACAUGGUUAAACUCAUAUUUCGCUCAUUUUGAAAUUUUGUUACUUGAAUCAAUUAUGAGCUACAGGUCUAAAGAUCUUUUAUCCUUUGAGCCUAAAUCGUGCCCUGAUUCAUUGUUAAUUGUUAAAAAGAACUCUCAUAAAAGACCGAGAACUGAACUUAACACCUCAAGAGUGGAAAGCGAACUUAUACCCGCUAUUCAGAAUUUUCUGGAAAAAGUUAAAGCUGAAAGAAACAAAGGACUUGAAGACUGUUCCUCCUCGUCUGAGUCAUCAGGUUCUUCGGGAUCGUCAGUUGCCACGUCUUCUGGUUAUUCAAUUGCACGCAGAGAUACAUCUAAUUCUUCUUCUUCUUCCUCUUCUUCCAGUUCGGAAGAAACCUCAUCAUCAGAAGAAGAGGCUCAACAAGUCCAAUUGAACGUAUUAUUCUACAAACGUGAACACGAUUCAUCCGACUCCAGUAGUAGCUCUUCUGAAAGUGACUCUGACAGUGAUUGAUCGCUUCACCAAUUAUUUUGUAAUCUUGUAAAACAGCAUCUAAUAUUCAAUAUAAAUAAUGGAGGACUAUUCUAAUGACCCUGUUCUGAAGAAAUUCCCAUGCCCUCUUUUUAAAGCUCAAGAGUCCGAACAAAAACGUUUAGCAGCUUUAACUCAAAAAGUUGAACAAGAAAAACUAGCCAAACAGUUAAUUAAAAGUUCCUUAUCUGGGCAAGCUUUGAACAAGAAAAUUGUUUUUGAUAAUCCAGUCCCAUUGGUAAAAGAAGAACCUGUUUCCAAAAAACUAUUUGCUGAGGAUGAAGAUAAUGAAGAAUUCGGUGGUGACCAAUCCUAUGAGUUCAAACGUUUCAAAAAUUCUAAUGAGUCCAAGAUAAUCGGACUUCAAUCAAGAUUUGCUCAUGAUCCUAGAUUUAAAAUAGAUGAAAGAUUCAUUGAUGACGAAGACAACUACGGUGAUUAUUCACAUGAACAAGAUGAAGCAAAAAAGGAAGAGGAAAAACAAUUAGAUAUUCUUGAAGAAGUAUUAGGAAAACCUUUAAAAAGAAAAUACAAUCAGCCAGAGGAAUCGAAACAUAAUUCAAUCAUUAUUCCACGUUAUGAUCCAACCAAGGCUGAAUCACAAAAGUUUAAAAUACGCAAAGUCCACAAACUUGAACCUUAUCAGCUUCCAGAAAAUACUGAAGAAGAAAACUCUAAACCCGAAGUUUCAAAAGAACGAUUUUAUGAGAUUAGUGAGACUUUCAAAAAAGAUUUCAACGAUGAUCAGUUUGAUGGACAAUCCUUCAGUUUAACUAAAUUGUUUGGUCGACCAGCUGUUGAUUCGACUGUUGAAGCAAAGUUUAUCCCGAAAGAAGAUCAUUCUGGACAAAAAUUUAAAAAAGAAAAACAUUCUAAAUCAGCGCAAGUGGAUUCUGAUGAUGAUGAGGACGAGGAUGAGGAGGACGAAGACGAUGAAGAAGAAAAAGAGGACAAUGAGGAUGAAGAUGAGUCUGAUCUUGAGCAGUCUAAUGUCCAAAAGCCUAUGGCCAAAGCUUCUAGAGAGAUGACUGAGAAAGCUGAAAAAAAGAAAUCUAUUAAAGAUGAUUCAAGUAAAUCUGAAUCUGCUCAGGAUAAAUCGAACAAAAAAAUGAAGUUCAGAGAAAAUAGCAAAGUAUCGAAUCCACUUUUGAAAUAUGAAAGAUUUUUCUUCACCGAAGAUGAUAAACGUUUACAAAACAAUACCUUCUACAACAAUGAGCGAAUAAAAUCUCAUAUUCAGUCAUGGAAGGAAAAGAAAAUUGUUAUGACAACGGCAUUAACUAAAAAGCGAAGACAUUUCAAACACGUUUCCAAAUUGAAGACUACUUUAGAAGCUGGCAAUCCAAGAGAUAAAGAUUUAAAGAAAAAAUAUCGUAUUUUGAAAAAGACAACGAAAAAGCAUUAAUAUUUGUUCUCAAAUCAUGGUUCUGUAUUUGCAUUAAAAAUUAACUCAAUAGAGAUUUAUAAUCAA
Molecule: messenger RNA, 2198 nt
Organism: Tetranychus urticae (two-spotted spider mite)
Lineage: Eukaryota; Metazoa; Arthropoda; Arachnida; Trombidiformes; Tetranychidae
Molecular function (GO): RNA binding
Source: RefSeq, a predicted model, not a curated record